AUGGCCUCUACAACUCAACAUGCUUCAACAAACGACAUCGAAUGCCCCGUGGCCUUGAUAAAAUCGAACCUGAUUUUGGUCCCCACGCCAGUUGCCAUGUCAUCACCAUCUUACCGCGCUUUUUACACCUCUCUGCACGCCAAUACCUCCUUUUGCGAAAUGGGUUUUGGGGACCAUUUCCCCGCCAGAUCCUGGACCGAUGAGGAAACUUACGAGAUCAUCUCAACUCGGGAUGUGAACAACGAUUGGAGAAACAGAGGCGUGGGCGACUUUGCCGUGGGGUUAUUGGAACCCCAGGAUCACAAGCGCAUUUUGGGAGACAAUGCCGUCACCAGGAAUAUUUCAGUGCCUGGCCUCACCGAGGAUGAGCAAAUUCGAGUACUGGAUACUGGCAGAGAAUCAUUGGCGCUCGAGGAAAUAGAGUGGGUUGGCUAUGCCGGUGUACGACAAGGGCGGAACGUCGACCACAUCUCGUCAUGGAAGGACAAGGCCGAGAUCCGUUACGGUGUUUCACCCAAUCACUGGGGUAAGCGCAUCGCCAAUAGAUCGGCAGAGGUGGUGAUGGAUUGGGCUGCGGCGGAGAGAGGGGUCACCAAGUUUAUUGCAGAGACUCAGCGUACCAACACUCGGAGCGGCAGAGUUCUUGAGAAGCUUGGAUUUGUUCAGCUGGAGGAGUCAAAGUACUGGAAGGAGCCAAGUGAAGUGGAAUGGGAGCGGAUUAUUUAG
Fusarium keratoplasticum is the source of this 726-nucleotide messenger RNA. RefSeq names its product N-acetyltransferase domain-containing protein. Gene Ontology annotation, molecular function: acyltransferase activity, transferring groups other than amino-acyl groups. NCBI's taxonomy places the organism in Eukaryota, Fungi, Ascomycota, Sordariomycetes, Hypocreales, Nectriaceae. The transcript has a single exon. The record is from RefSeq and is a predicted model, not a curated record. Bases 1 to 726 code for a protein of 241 amino acids.